Molecule: messenger RNA, 1725 nt
Organism: Contarinia nasturtii (swede midge)
Lineage: Eukaryota; Metazoa; Arthropoda; Insecta; Diptera; Cecidomyiidae
Product: ATP-dependent DNA/RNA helicase DHX36-like
Exons: 3
Coding region: 471-1646 (391 amino acids)
Cellular component (GO): intracellular anatomical structure
Molecular function (GO): RNA binding
Source: RefSeq, a predicted model, not a curated record
CCCCUGAUGUCAAACAAUGAAAAAAGAUUCAUAACAUACAACACCAUCUCUUGGUAUGCCACAUAUCUGUUUUUUUCUCCACAAUGUGGAGAAAGUGUUUACGUAUACGUAUACGUUGACAUUAAUAAUCUGUCAAAACCGUAAACACAUUAUUUUCAUAACGCAAUUUUGCGAGAGUUCCUAUUAGUUGAAAAAAAUUAAAUUUUUGUGUGCAAACUGAAACGCAAAAUGGUUUGGUGCGAUAUAUGCCAGCAGAAUAUUUCGGGAAACAUUUACAAGCACAAAAGAGUUGAGCACAGUUGGGAUCGAGGUGGUAUUAAAUUGAUUAAACAGGAAGAUAAAACUCUGAUCGAAGCUAUACAAAACGAAAAAACAUUCGUUGGACCUUCGCUGUUAUAUUUGAAACGUCUCGCAAAUUAUGCGGUAACACAAAAUUUUCAAGCCACAUUUUUUGGAGUCGACUCCAAGCAAUGCCAAGCAAUCCCAAUUUGAAGAUAAUUCUAAUGUCAGCAACGCUAAACAGCGAAAAAUUCAGUAGAUAUUUCAAUGGUUGUCCGAUUAUCGAUGUGCCUGGACGUACUUUUGAUGUUCAAACUAUGCAUCUCGAAGAAGUAUUAAUCAAAACAGAAUACAAAAUGAGCAAAAUGGCGACAUAUUUGGAAGAGAAUCAAGUAUCGCAAAUUCGGCGUAUAAAAGAUGAAGACAUGCCGCGAUCAUAUCGCUUAAUAUGCGACAGUCGCCUGGAUUCUUAUAUUUUGCGAAAAGAUUGUGAAUCAUUUGAAAACGUUUUUUCUCUCAUUGAAGGCGACUACAUGCCGGCCAAUUAUGUUCAUCGUACAAAGCAACGCACCGUGUUGGGAAUUGCUGCGGAAAAUGGUUCACUGAAUAUGAUGUUAAAGCUUUUGGCUUUUGGUGAAAGUGCGACCUUUAAAGAUCCAUUUGGUAAAAGCGCAAUUGAUUAUGCGAAAGAAAAUAAACAAGAGGAAUGUUGUGAGGGUUGUGAGCUCUUAAUGUGUUAUGAACGUGUGACAUCCACCACAACAUGGAAAAAUUACGUGGAAAUUGGAAGAGCGUAUCGAUCAACACAAGGCACACAAAAUAUUAUUGAUCACAACUUACUUUUUCAUGUCAUUGAUCAUAUCCAUGAAAAUUUGUCAAAAAAUGGCGCUAUUCUUGUAUUUUUGCCCAGCUACGACGAUAUAUGCGAACAACAUGAAAAGUUAGUAAGCGUACAUGGAUUACAGGAUUGGGGUUAUAAGAUUUUUGCGCUGCAUAGCGAACUAAAUGAUGAAAACAAUGAGGGUCAUGCUCAUGUCUUUGAUCGCAUGGAAAAUGGCGUUCGAAAAAUAAUAUUAUCUACAAAUAUUGCAGAAACAGCACUUACAAUAGAUGAUGUCGUCUACGUUAUUGAUGCCGGAAAAGCAAAAUCGCUGUUUUAUGACGCGGAAACCAAAUCGACCAUUCUCGAAUUAAAGUCUAUUUCACAGGCAUGUGCAAAACAGCGCAGUGGCAGAGCUGGUCGCGUUCAAAACGGCUUCUGUUAUCGUUUGUAUUCAUUGGAACAAUACAAAAUGAUGCACAAAUAUAAGCCAGCAGAAAUUGUACGAGUGCCUAUAGCGAAAACUAUUUUUCAAAUUUUAUUUUAAAAAAACAUAUUAAUCAAAUAAAUGUAAUUUCAGUCCAAUUUAUUUAGAAAGAUGAAAAAUGGCUUUUAUUUUCGGCAAA